Messenger RNA from Myxocyprinus asiaticus (Chinese sucker), 2048 nucleotides. RefSeq names its product solute carrier family 25 member 22b (gene slc25a22b). The transcript is spliced from 9 exons. The coding region runs from base 171 to 1160 and encodes 329 amino acids. Lineage: Eukaryota; Metazoa; Chordata; Actinopteri; Cypriniformes; Catostomidae. Gene Ontology annotation, molecular function: L-aspartate transmembrane transporter activity; L-glutamate transmembrane transporter activity. Gene Ontology annotation, biological process: aspartate transmembrane transport; malate-aspartate shuttle; L-glutamate transmembrane transport. The record is from RefSeq and is a predicted model, not a curated record.
UUAAACUGCCAGUUUUCAGUGCCAGGGGAUAUUAAAUUGUACUGCAUACUUGAAAUGACCCACUACACCAAGUACAGCUAUUGCUUAAUGUAAAUAAUAGAUAAUAGCAUUUAUGUGGCCUUUAAAGAUGAUGCUUUCACAAAAUAAAGUUGAUGAUGUUGUCUUCUUAGAUGCAAUGUUUUCUUUCAUACAGUGGAUUAAUUUGGUUUCCAUGUUUUCUCAGCAUGCCAGCUAAACUCAUCAAUGGAGGCAUUGCUGGACUGAUUGGCGUCACUUGCGUGUUUCCAAUUGAUUUGGCUAAAACACGCCUCCAAAACCAGCAAAAUGGAUCUCGCAUCUACAGUAGCAUGUCUGACUGUCUCAUAAAAACCAUCCGAUCAGAGGGGUUCUUUGGAAUGUACAGAGGGGCUGCGGUCAAUCUGACGCUGGUAACUCCAGAAAAGGCCAUUAAACUGGCCGCCAAUGAUUUCUUUAGACAACAGCUCUCCAAGGAUGGACAGAAGCUGACGCUGGUUAGAGAAAUGUUAGCUGGCUGUGGAGCGGGCACCUGUCAAGUGAUUGUAACCACUCCGAUGGAGAUGCUAAAGAUCCAAUUGCAGGAUGCUGGCAGAAUAGAGGCCCAGAGGAAGCUGACUGACCAGCAGUGUGGAGGAGGUGAAGCCAAAGUGAGGUUUGUUCAGGUGAAGUCUCCCACUGCCCUGCAGCUCUCUAAAGAUCUGCUUAAGGACAAAGGCAUCGCUGGUCUUUACAAGGGAUUGGGGGCCACUCUAUUAAGAGAUGUGCCCUUUUCCAUCAUCUACUUCCCACUGUUUGCUAACCUGAACAGCCUGGGCAGGAGGAAUGAUUACAGCUCGGCUCCGUUUUACAUCUCCUUUCUCUCUGGCUGUCUUGCAGGCUGCACUGCAGCUGUUGCUGUUAACCCUGUGGAUGUGAUAAAAACCAGGCUUCAGUCUUUGGCUCGUCGAAGUCAGGAGGACACUUACAGUGGAGUUAAAGACUGUAUCAGUAAGAUUCUCCACAAUGAGGGUCCAUCUGCAUUCCUGAAGGGGGCGUACUGUCGUGCAUUGGUCAUUGCUCCCCUUUUUGGCAUCGCUCAGGUGGUUUACUUCCUGGGAGUUGGUGAAUUUGUUCUCAGCCUCCUGCCUGGACAAAAUCACUGAAUCUAUACUGACACUGGAAGUACUGAUCUUGGAACAGCUAUUUGUAUUCAAACUGUAGCAAUAAUAAUUAGAUGAUAUGUUUUAGAUCUGCUUUGAAGACCAUUUCCAUCAGAGGUGUAAAAAGUAAAAAAUAAAUCAUACUCUAGUAAACUUAUUGUUACUGUGUCAAAAUCUUAUUAUAAGUAUCAUGCCAAAACAUAUUAGAGUGAAAGUACACUGAAAAAAAAAGGGAUAGUUCACCCAAAAAUGAAAAGUCAGUCAUCAUUUACUCACCCUCAUGCCAUCCCACAUGUACAGUAAAUGACUUUAUUUCUUCUGCUGAACAGAAACAAAGAUUUUUAGAAGAAUAUCUCAGCUCUGUAGGUCCAUACAAUGCAAGUGAAUGGUGACCAAAAUUUUCAAGCUCCAGAAUAUACAUAAAGGCAGCAUAAAAGUAAAAGUAUAAAAGUAAAAAAAAAAAAAAAUGUAAAUCUUCAUUUGUGUUCAGCAGAAUAAAGAAAGUCAUACACAUCUGAGAUGGCAUGAGGGUGAGUAAAUGAUAAGAUAAUUUUCAUUUUUGGAUGAACUAUACUUUUGACCUACAAAACUGCUUCAUGUGGUACCACCUAAAUUAAAUGGUUUUAUUCAAGUCAAAAAUAUUUUUUAACAUCACUCAAUCAAACUGAAUACAUUGUACAUUUGAAAUUCAUCUGAUUCAUCUGACAUUUGAAUAUAAUUGUUUGUAGACUGAUGAGCAACUGUGUUUGUUUACUCGAGUCAAGUUUGUCCAUUUACAGCGAUGGCUAUAAUUAAAACAUAUUGUUUUAGGUCAAAGACUGUGUUGUAGUGACAAUCAGAUUUCUCUUUACAGGAUGAAUGACUAUAGUUGACCUUGAAAUUUUACACGAA